Molecule: messenger RNA, 2508 nt
Organism: Prorocentrum cordatum
Lineage: Eukaryota; Dinophyceae; Prorocentrales; Prorocentraceae
Source: the annotation of a GenBank genome assembly
AUGCUGCACUUCUUCCGGGCCAGCUGGAUCCUCCUGACCGCGUUCACGGGCAGCUACCGGGUGAUCACUUGGAAUGCGCAGGCUUUCUUCGCUUCCAACCGGGCCCGCGCGCUGGGGAAGCAGGCCUUCGCCGCCAAGCUCCUGCAGAGGUUCGAGCCCAACCCCGCGAUUGAUGAAAUCUGGCCAGGUCGGGCCUUGAGGCUGCGCCUGCAGGGGAAAAACGGCGCCCUCGACCUCUUUGUGGCGUAUUUCCACACGGGCAACGUUGUCGGCGAGGCGGACUUGCACGGCGUAUCUCCAGCAUGGCGGGAUCGAUGCACUACCUUCCCUCAACUGCGGAUGCAUCUUCGCCAUCGCGUUGCGCAGGCGGUUCGCCCGCAGAACGAGGCCUUCACCAUCAUCGGAGGGGAUUUCAACUGGACCGUGCAGGAGCAGGACAGGCGUUCGAAAACUACCAUGCACACAUCAGGUCGAGGCGGGGCGGCGGAGGAGAAACACUUCCUGAGCUGCACGCGAGGCUUCGAGGAGCUAUUCCAAGAGGAGAUGACUCAUGAGUGCGAGUCGGCUUUCUCGCGCAUCGACCGCUUAUAUUCCAACCAGCACGCGGUGGAGACGAUCGACCGGGAGUUCCGCGUGGCAGCGCUGGAGUGGCGACGGGAUCUCUCCAAUCAUCGGCCUGUGUUCGCUUGCCGGCGGACGCCUGAUAGGUCCGCUGCGGGCCUCAAGCCCCUCUCCGCCGACGCUUACCAGCACCCUGACUUUGUUCGACGAGUCAAGUUGGAGAUGCAGGAGAGGCUGGCGGACGUCCCGAACAUCUCGGCUUUGGGCUGUCUCCGCUUGCUGAAGACGGUGAUGCGGGACGUCGCCUCGGGCCUUGCUCGGGAGUCCACGGGCUUCCAGGCGGCCACGGACGACGAGGACAAACUGGGGGUAGUGAUGCGCUUUUUACGGGCGGCCGAACAAAGAUGCCUCUCUGCCAUAUCUCGGUGCUUGAUUCGAUACCCUCGCAUCUCAGAGUUCGUGUGCGAUCCGUAUGACUUUGAUGCCAACCUCUCUUCCUCCCUGCUCCGACUUCGCGAUCACGCUGUGGAGCUCGCGCGGGACAUCGCGUUGACCAGAAUGCAGGCGAAGCGGAAGAAGGGCUCGCGGCUCCUUUUCCGGCUGAGUCCAGGCAGGGGCGGCGGCCUCGGCGCCAUCGUCGACAGGCACGGCCGGGUGGUCACCGACUCGCGCGGCAUGGCGAACAUAUUGCGGAGCCACUGGACGGCGACAUUCGCAGCGACAGGCGUGGACGAGAACAAACUCGGCGACUGGCUUGCGGACGACGCGGCGGCCAGAGCUGCAAGUGGCCCGCCUCGUCUUGAUUGGGGUGGCUUCCGGAUUCGCCGGAAGGAUAUUUCGGCGGCCAUCCGUCAGGCUAAAAAUUGCUCUCCGGGACCCGACGGGAUCCCCUACGGGGCCUGGCGUGCCCUGGGCAGCCUUGCCGUGGAUACCCUGCACAACGCAUUGCGUGAUCUGGCAUCACCGGAUGGGCAGCGCAUCCUGGAGCAGGAUUUCCCGGACUUCAACGAGAGCUUGCUGUUCUUCCUCCCCAAAUCCUCCAAUGCUGCCGCCCCGGAUGGCACCCCGGCGGCGGCGCGCCUACUGCUGCCUGGCCCAGGGGGCUGGCUGUCUGCGGCCGCGGCCGAGGACUUGAAGGCGGUUCGCUUUCCGGACCAGCUGGUGGGCAUGUCUGCUGCGGCCGUGGCCGCCGAAGCCCGGGUCCAUCGUUUCGAGGCGGACUCCAUGGGAGGUCUGCAAGUGGAGGACCGCAUCCGUCGAUUGGAGGAACCACCACUGGCUCACUGCUCCCUGGCCCGCAGCGCCUGGGUGUCGCAGCGGGUGCGCAACUCGUUUUUGCACAUCUUGUCCCGGGCGGCUGCUCGCGCCAGCAUGCUGCUGCAGCGCGCCGCCGGCGUGCGCUCGUGGAUCAGCCUGCAGGCGGGAUGGCAGGGCCAGAUGACGAAAUUGCUGGCUGUCGGCUGCAGGGGCGAGGCCAUGCGGCACUUCCGCCGGAAGCUGGACAGGUGGCGGUUGGACGUCCUCCCCGGCCGACGAGUGGGCAGGGCGCUGAGGGUCUUGGACGUCCUUGCCCGCCGUUCCGCACCUCGGACUCAGGCCGCGUUCAUCCGGACGGUGACCAAUGGUUGGUGCACCCGGCAUCGUUUUCAACAGCGAGGCCAUUGCCCCUUCCGCUGCGGGGCCGAGCGGGACUCCAUCGAGCACCUGGCGUGCUGCAGCGCGGUGCGCGCGCUCCUUUCCACCCACCUGCACGGCGGCAGCUUUCGGUCGCCGCAGACGCUCGACGAUUUUCUUUGCCUUUCUUUGCAUGCCUCCGAGGAGGAAGUUGUGUCGCGCGGAGUGGGGCUCUACGCCAUCUACCGCUUAUUUAAUGCCCUCAGAAACAGUGGCCUGGCCCACAACGACUUGUGGGGGGCCUUCCGUCCAUGCGCCCAGUUUGCGCUCUAG